This is a messenger RNA of Mycetomoellerius zeteki, 895 nucleotides long. It is a transcript of the gene ND-24, whose product is annotated as NADH dehydrogenase ubiquinone. NCBI's taxonomy places the organism in Eukaryota, Metazoa, Arthropoda, Insecta, Hymenoptera, Formicidae. The transcript has 4 exons. Gene Ontology annotation, cellular component: respiratory chain complex I. Gene Ontology annotation, molecular function: NADH dehydrogenase activity. Gene Ontology annotation, biological process: mitochondrial electron transport, NADH to ubiquinone. Bases 137 to 868 code for a protein of 243 amino acids. The record is from RefSeq and is a predicted model, not a curated record.
UAAUCAAAGACGGAGUUGACGGAGGGCUUGUACGGCUUGUGAUUGGACACUUGAUAGUGGUUGAUGUCAAUUGAUGUUUGUUUGACGAAGUGAGGCAAGAAUUUUAUCGUCUUGCCUGUCGUUCAACUGCAUCGACAUGCUGGCGUCUCUACGUCGAGCUUGCGGGCUCUUCGCUCCAAGGAACAUUAGGGGAGUGCAAACAACAGCAAAUCGCAUGUCGGAUCAAUUGUUUGUUCAUAGAGACAGUGAGCAAGACAAUCCUAAUAUACCGUUUGAGUUCAAUGAGGCAAAUAAGAAGCGGAUCGAGGCACUUCUUGCAAUCUAUCCUGAAGGUCACAAGCGUGGUGCCAUGAUACCUCUGUUGGACCUGGCGCAACGGCAACACGGCUGGCUGCCCAUUUCUGCCAUGCAUAAAGUCGCCGAGAUAUUGGACGUGCCGCGUAUGAGAGUGUACGAAGUAGCCACGUUCUACACGAUGUUCAAUCGCAAGCCUAUGGGCAAAUAUCACAUACAGAUCUGCACUUGUACUCCGUGCUGGCUAAGAGACUCUGACUCGAUAGUUAACGCCGUGACGAAGGCUACGAAUUGCGAACUUGGCGGCACCUCUGCAGAUAAGCUAUUCACCGUUUCCGAAGUGGAAUGUCUUGGUGCUUGUGCCAAUGCCCCGAUGUUUCAAGUAAACGAUGAUUAUUAUGAAGAUUUGACUCCAGAGACUGCGACAACUAUUAUAAAUGCUUUCAAGAAGGGUGAGAGGCCACCACCAGGCCCACAGAAUUCUCCUAGAUUCGCGGCUGAUCCUGCUGAUGGACUUACAUCGUUAACGACUCCGCCACCGGGUCCUGGAUUUGGAGUUAGGUCGGACUUGUAAAAUAUAUGUUUUAAUAAGGUUGUGUAG